CUCUCUCAAACACACACACACGCAGAUAAAAUGUCUGUCCCUGUUGAAGCCGUGUGUUUCUUCCUGCUCUGACGCUCAACUUCGCUCUAUCUGAAACUAAAACAAAGAUGACAAGGCCGCGACUUUUGCGCAAAUGUCCGGAUCAGAGAGUUGUAGGACAUAUCCAAGCAUCAUAUUAGCGCAGAAACGCUGGCUGGUACUGGGGUGUCAACGCGAUAAAUCCCCGCCCGAAGUAGUGAGUCGGUGGUGGCGGCAUGUCGCUGAGCUCCGGCGGGUGGACUCAAGCAUCUCCGCCGGCCCAGUCCUCGUCGUCUCACCUCGGCCACGAGGCCUCGCAGUCGGCAUGCAGCACUGUUUUGAUGUCAGUGAAGGUGUCGGUAUGCCACUCCGGUAUACGGCCGCUGUGUCUCCCCGGAACAGGAGACGAAUCUCUUCGUCUUCAGCUGAGCAUGGACCCAGGGAAGGCAGGGGAAUUCCGCCUCGCGCUGCGGGACAUCAGCGCUACAACGGCCGGGCGCAGUGUGUUUAUUGCUGAAUUUGACCUCAAGACUGUUCAAUAUGAAGUCAAGACCCCACUGUGCCAUGAACUGAGUUUGGCAACACCUCCACAUGACCGUAUAUCCUUCAAAUUUCGGUGUGAACAGGAAGCGCAGGAGUGGGCCACCGUGGUGACGUCAUCACUCCGUGAGGCACACAGAGUGGCAAUUAGUUCCUCCACUGAAGAAAGGCGACUACCUCCUCCACCUCUGGACACACAGAGCAAAGCACCCAUGCCACGCACAGAGGAGAUCUGUGCGGAGCUGGUCAGUGCGAUAGAGGCAGGUGAUGUUCGGUCAGCAUCAGUCUGUGCGUCGUCUUUAGCUAAACAGAAAGCUGCUCUGAGCAUUCAGCCCUCGAAACGAAACUACACUGACUCUGAAGUUUGCUUGGCUGUGGUGGUGGAAGAUGCAUCCUCUUCCUGUUGUGUCUCAGUGAAAGUCUUCCCACACUCUACAAUUGGUGCUCUCAAACAGCAGGUCUUCUCAGAUUAUGGUUUUCAUCCACGUGUUCAGCGCUGGGUCAUCGGCCAGUCUUUAUGCUCUGACCAUCGCUCUCUGGCGUCUUAUGGAGUCCAGCGAGAUGGAGACACUGCAUUCCUUUAUCUCAUUUCUGCCCGUCAAGCUCGUCUCAGUCAAGGGAUCUACCAGCAAGAUCAGGAAAGUGCUUUACUCGUGGUGCCAACGUCUCAUCAGGCCCACCAAGAAGCGGUUAGCAAUGGGCCAUCAGCACUCAACACAGCCUCAAGACCAUACAGCACCCUGCCUACGAGACUUCACAACAGCCAUAAUACUCUGAGUAACAAUGCUGGAGGAUCAGAGAGGUUGGGUUUAAGUGAUAUUCGUGACCUGAUCAACCUUGAGCUGCCACAGCUAAAUGAAGCCCUGGGUCCCAACAGAACAAGCACACAGCCGGGUUGGGCCUGCCCGACAUGUACGUAUAUUAAUAAACCAACCCGUCCAGGCUGUGAAAUGUGCAGCGCAGACAGACCUGAAGGAUACACAGUUCCUGGCAACUACAGACCAGACGCUUUAGAGCUACGACGCAUUCAGCAGGAAAAAGAAGCAAUAAGGCAGUACCAACAGGCUAGAGAAACAGAGCGCAGGGAGAACUUUGCUCGUCUGGUUCAGAUGGACGGGCAGGAUCUGGUUCCAAACCCAGAGCGAGUGGAGUGCAGGAUCUGCUACGUGGAGCUGGAGUCUGGUGAAGGAGUGCUGCUGAGAGAGUGUCUGCACUGCUUCUGCAAAGACUGUCUGCGCUCUGUGAUUCUGAUGUCAGAGGACCCUCAGGUGGCUUGUCCAUACAGAGACGAGUCUUACGCCUGUGACUGCGUCCUGCAGGAAAGAGAAAUCCGAGCUCUAGUGUCAAUGGAUGAUUAUGAGCACUGGCUGCAGAGGGGUCUGUCUGUGGCGGAAUCUCGCUGUGAGGGCAGUUAUCACUGCGCUACUGCUGACUGUCCCGGCUGGUGUGUUUAUGAGGACACUGUCAACACUUUCCACUGUCCAGUGUGCAAGAAACAAAACUGCCUGCUCUGCAAGGCUAUUCAUGAAGGGAUGAACUGUAAGCAGUAUCAGGAUGAUCUCGCAGCUCGAGCCAUCAAUGACUCUGCAGCUCGAAGGACCAGAGAUCUGCUGAAGACUCUUGUUAAUUCUGGAGAGGCGAUGCAUUGCCCCCAGUGCGGCAUCAUUGUCCAGAAGAAGGAGGGCUGUGAUUGGCUGCGCUGUACCGUCUGCCACACUGAGAUCUGCUGGGUCACCAGAGGGCCGCGCUGGGGGCCCAAAGGUCCAGGAGACAUAAGUGGAGGCUGCCGCUGCAAUGUCAACAAGCAGAGAUGCCACCCAAAAUGCCAGAACUGUCACUAAAGGGAAUAGCAGAGAAAAAAAGAGGACGAGGUACGAGUAAAUGUAGCGUAUUGCAUUAUGAAAGCUUUUGACAUUUUGUGUGGACUGAUAGAAAUAUACCGUCCACCUGAUGCUUCUAACUGAAAUGUGUAGGUCUGUUGUACAUCUAAAGUCGCAACGGUGCAUUUUAUGGGAUUGAAUCAUAAAGCAAAUAAGCACUGAGACGAGUCCUAUUAGACAACUACUGUAGUGUAUCGGUCCACUUAGCAUUCUAAUGUGAUUAUUUAUUAACACAACUCCACUGUAUUAGAUUUCACCUAUAAAAUGAAGUGUUGUAUUAGAGUCAACUGCAAAAAGGAGAUGUUAAAGGAAUAGUUCACCCAAAUAUAACAUAAUUUAAUUAGUUUUUUCUUGAACACAAAACAAGACAUUUUGAAGAAUGUUGGAAACAUGUAACCAUUGACUUCCUCUGUAUUUGUUUUUCCUACUAUGGCUAUCAAUGGUUACAGGAUUCCAACAAUCUUCAAAAUAUCUCCUUUUGUGUUCAACAAAAUGAGGAAACUCAUAAAGGUUUGGAACCACUUGCAAGUGAGUAAAUGGUAAAUACAUUUUGACUUUUGAGUGAACUGUCCCUUUAAAAUGGUUAAUGAAUGUUCAUCCAGUGAACACAAAUUCUGAUUUAUUUAAACUGACUGAGUGCUCUUGAGACUAAACUGCUACUUUGAGGGUGCUGGAAAUAGGGAUUUGGAACUGAUUCACUAUUUUGGACCAGUUCUUUUUUUUUU
Molecule: messenger RNA, 3163 nt
Organism: Danio aesculapii
Lineage: Eukaryota; Metazoa; Chordata; Actinopteri; Cypriniformes; Danionidae
Gene: shrprbck1r
Product: sharpin and rbck1 related
Exons: 14
Coding region: 255-2399 (714 amino acids)
Biological process (GO): proteasome-mediated ubiquitin-dependent protein catabolic process; protein linear polyubiquitination; positive regulation of canonical NF-kappaB signal transduction
Cellular component (GO): LUBAC complex
Molecular function (GO): ubiquitin binding; ubiquitin-protein transferase activity
Source: RefSeq, a predicted model, not a curated record